UAGUGAAGUGAAGUAUUUGGGAAGUUACGGGAGGCCGUUCAGUGUGUGGGAUCCCAAAGGGAGCGUCCCGUGCCACUCCUUAUUGUGCUUUGUGUGUGGUUAUCAAAUAGCCCGUUACCUGAUGACAUGAUUCAUGGGGAUGGACCUGCAGAGAUGACCACUGAGGAUCCAGAUAUGCAAGAUGCUCACCAGGAAAGUUUUGGUAGUUCUUUCGAACGACAGGAGUCUGUGGCUACAACAGAGGCCAGACUACGCAUGGAAGGUGUAGAACUAAAAGAGGAAUGGCAGGAUGAAGACUUUCCUAGACCUCUGCCAGAAGAUGAUCAUAUUGAGGGGGAUUUCUUAACUGGAGCUGAUAGAGAAGUUCCUAGUCCAGUGGAAGUUAUUGUUAAUAAAAAAUCAAAAAAGAAGUUAAUAGCUCCUAACCUCAGUUUAACACUGGAUCGCAGCGAUGGCUCAGUCUUGUCUGAGGACUUAGAUGAAAGUGGAGAUUUGGAUUUAGAUGAUCUUGACACACCAUCUGAAAACAGCAAUGAAUUUGAAUGGGAAGAUGAUCUCCCAAAACCAAAGACUACUGAAGUACUCCCAAAAGGAUCUAUUCCUGAAUAUACUGCUGCUGAGGAAAAGGAAGAGAGCCGUCGUUGGCGCCUGUUCAGAAUUGGCGAGCAGGAUCAUAGGGUGGAUAUGUUAGCAAUAGAGCCUUAUAAGAAAGUUAUAAGUCAUGGAGGAUAUUAUGGAGAUGGUCUGAAUGCAAUUAUAGUAUUUGCUGUUUGUUUUAUGCCUGACAGCAGUCAGCCUAAUUAUCGAUAUCUAAUGGACAAUAUUUUCAAGUAUGUUAUUGGCACAUUGGAAAUGUUAGUCGCUGAAAACUACAUGAUAGUUUAUUUAAAUGGAGCCACAACACGACGGAAAAUGCCAAGCUUAGGAUGGCUUAGAAAAUGUUAUCAGCAAAUUGAUAGAAGGUUACGGAAAAAUCUGAAAUCCUUAAUAAUUGUUCAUCCUUCCUGGUUUAUCAGAACACUUCUUGCUAUCACAAGACCUUUUAUUAGUUCAAAAUUUAGCCAGAAAAUCAAGUAUGUCUUUUCGCUGGUAGAAUUAGCGGAACUUAUUCCUAUGGAGUACGUCAGCAUACCUGAAUGCAUAAAAGAGUAUGACGAAGAAAAAAGUAAAAAGAAACAGAAAAGUAAUAUGCUGAGGAAUUGGUCUGUCAGGAUCAUGCAGAGUUGAUAAAGACCUUAACAAGAAAACUGAAGAUCAACCCAGUGGACAUUAAAUUGGGAUAUGAGAUCAGGCAAACCUGAAGAACAUCCACCUUGAAUGGAAAGUGUUUUGUUUCCUUUCUUCGCAACAUCAAUUUUCAAUGUUUUCCUGCUAGCAUUGUUGAAAGCUGUCCUUUCAGUGUUCUACGCUGGGACCCAAGGACCCGAUUUCUGCUCUGAAAGCCAGCUGCUAUAUACUAUAAGCAUGGUCAAUGUUUUCAUAGACAUUCAAUAUAGCCAACUUUAAAAAGUUACUAAAAAAGCAAUUAUCAAUACAUAUAUCUUAAUUAUGUUUGUUGGUCUGAGUAUCUCCAUGAAAAAAAGUGUACAGUCAUAAACUAUUUUUAAAAAUGA
This is a messenger RNA of Bombina bombina (fire-bellied toad), 1613 nucleotides long. It is a transcript of the gene BNIP2, whose product is annotated as BCL2 interacting protein 2. Lineage: Eukaryota; Metazoa; Chordata; Amphibia; Anura; Bombinatoridae. Gene Ontology annotation, biological process: apoptotic process. The transcript has 12 exons. Bases 127 to 1227 code for a protein of 366 amino acids. Gene Ontology annotation, cellular component: cytoplasm. The record is from RefSeq and is a predicted model, not a curated record.